Messenger RNA from Chelmon rostratus (copperband butterflyfish), 1193 nucleotides. RefSeq names its product COP9 signalosome subunit 8 (gene cops8). Lineage: Eukaryota; Metazoa; Chordata; Actinopteri; Chaetodontiformes; Chaetodontidae. The record is from RefSeq and is a predicted model, not a curated record. The coding region runs from base 53 to 628 and encodes 191 amino acids. Gene Ontology annotation, biological process: protein deneddylation; COP9 signalosome assembly. Gene Ontology annotation, cellular component: COP9 signalosome. The transcript is spliced from 7 exons.
GGCGACACAGAAGAAGAAGCUGCUGCUGUAAGUGCUACAGCUAGGCAUCAUCAUGCCUGCUGCUGUGAUUAUGGAGGAAAAUUUUGAUAAGUUAUUAGAGCAGUGUGAAGCUCAAGAGCUCGAGGCUCCAGGGGGCAUUGCAACACCUCAAGUCUACGCUCAGUUGCUGGCGCUCUAUUUACUUCAUAAUGACAUGAAUAAUGCCAGGUAUCUAUGGAAACGGACUCCCCAAGCAAUAAAAUCGGCAAACCCUGAAUUGACAGCUAUUUGGGCUGUUGGCCAACGCAUUUGGCAGCGAGACUUUCCAGGGAUCUACACCGCCAUCGCAGCUUACCAGUGGUCAGAGAACAUCCUUCCGGUUAUGGAGGCCCUUCGAGAGAGCACGCGGCAAAGGGCGUACAGUCUAGUGGCUCAGGCAUACACUUCCAUCACGGCAGAAGAUUUCGCCGCCUUUGUGGGAUACUCUGUGGAAGAGGCAGUAAAAGGUGUGGUGAGCCAGGGCUGGCAGGCGGACCCCGCUACCCGGAUGGUGAUGCCCAAAAAGCCAGAUCCUCCCCCCGUCUCGUUGGUUCCAAAUGAGCAGCAGUUGGCCAGACUCACUGACUACGUGGCUUUCCUCGAGAACUGAUAACCCACCACAGCCACUGCCACCCCCUUUUUUUUGCUUGCUUGGUACAGAGGGAGGACACAAGUUCGGAUAGACUCUUCUUCCUUCCUGCAAAGACCCACUCCCUGAUAAAGACGUACCAAAAACACACCCAUCAUCCUGCAUGAAUGCUGCAAGCUCUUCUCCAAGACCUGCCUAUUUAUGUUCAUUGACUCAUUUAGCUUCCCUCGUUAGUUCAUGUGCUGAAAAUUGGCCAUCUUUCACUCACAAUGUUGUAUUAUACUAUUUUCUGUUCCCUUCCUCUCUGCACCCCAGCUGAUGUACAAAUUUGGGUCUGAUUUUGAAGGAGGGUAAUACAGGAAUUAUGUUUCCCACGACUGUCGGUAUGUUUUUAUUGCUAACCUAACAAACCCUUCCCUCAUGAUAGAAACACACAAACUCGUAUGUACAGUACGUCCACUCUGUCACCAUGAAACAGGCUGUCAGGUAACAGAAGUCUUGGCAUGCAUGCAUCAACGUUUGGAUUUCAGACCUCAUAUUUUGAAGUUAAUGUUUGACUGGUGAAUAAAUAUUUUGCUGUUUCUAA